Molecule: messenger RNA, 1341 nt
Organism: Orycteropus afer afer
Lineage: Eukaryota; Metazoa; Chordata; Mammalia; Tubulidentata; Orycteropodidae
Gene: ISM1
Product: isthmin 1
Exons: 6
Coding region: 1-1341 (446 amino acids)
Biological process (GO): negative regulation of angiogenesis
Source: RefSeq, a predicted model, not a curated record
AUGGGGGAGGAAAAUGAACUGGGAAUAUUAUCCUGGCUUAAUUUCAGCCACUGGAAUAUCCUUACUCCUGACUUUGAUGGACUGAAUAACCCCAAUGUGGAAAGUGAUUCCACAUCAGAAACCAACUUUCCUGCCUCCAAAGAAGAGUCCAGGGAUCCUCCAGAUCAUCAAGUCGUACACAGACCCUUCCCGAGGCAGCGAUUCCGACAAGAGACUGGGCACCCUUCGUUGCAAAGAGAUGGCCCCAGGUCCUUUCUUCUGGAUCUGCCAAACUUUCCAGAUCUUUCCAAAGCUGACAUCAAUGGGCAGAACCCAAACAUUCAGGUCACCAUAGAAGUGGUCGACGGUCCUGACUCUGAAGCAGACAAAGACCAGCAUCCAGAGAAUAAGCCCAGCUGGUCAGUCCCAUCCCCUGACUGGCGGGCCUGGUGGCAAAGGUCCAUGUCCUUGGCAAGGGUGAACAGCGGGGAUCAGGACUACAAGUAUGACAGUACUUCAGAUGACAGCAACUUCCUCAACCCUCCCAGGGGGUGGGACCGUCCAUCCCCAGGUCACCGGACUUUUGAAACCAAAGAGCAGCCAGAAUAUGAUUCCACAGAUGGUGAGGGGGACUGGAGUCUCUGGUCUGUCUGCAGCGUCACCUGUGGGAACGGCAACCAGAAACGGACCCGGUCUUGUGGCUAUGCAUGCACAGCAACAGAAUCGAGGACAUGUGACCAUCCAAACUGCCCAGGAAUUGAAGACACCUUCAGGACAGCUGCCACUGAAGUGAGUCUGCUUGCGGGAAGUGAGGAGUUUAAUGCCACCAAACUGUUUGAAGUUGACACAGACAGCUGUGAGCGAUGGAUGAGCUGCAAAAGUGAGUUCUUGAAGAAGUACAUGCACAAGGUAAUCAAUGACCUUCCCAGCUGCCCCUGCUCCUAUCCCACCGAAGUGGCCUACAGCACAGCAGACAUCUUUGACCGCAUCAAGCACAAGGACUUCCGAUGGAAGGAUGCCAGUGGACCCAAGGAGAAGUUAGAGAUCUACAAGCCCACAGCCCGGUACUGCAUCCGUUCCAUGCUGUCCCUAGAGAGCACUACACUGGCUGCUCAGCACUGUUGCUAUGGUGACAAUAUGCAACUCAUCACCAGGGGCAAAGGGGCAGGGACACCCAAUCUUAUCAGCACAGAGUUCUCGGCAGAGCUCCACUACAAAGUGGACAUUCUGCCUUGGAUUAUCUGCAAGGGUGACUGGAGCAGGUAUAAUGAGGCUCGACCUCCCAACAAUGGACAGAAGUGCACAGAGAGUCCUUCAGAUGAAGAUUACUUCAAGCAGUUCCAAGAGGCCAGGGAGUAUUAA